GGUACCGCCCGUCAGCAGCCCCCCCACCCCCUCCUGCCGGCCAAGUCACAGCUCCAGGGCACCUUCAGACAAGCGGGUGGUGGGUCCUGAACUCGGAGGCCUGUGCGUGGGCUUUGGGCAGAGAUGGCCCUGCAGAGCCAGGCGUGGUCUUCGGCCACACCCAUGCCCAUGGCUGAGAGCUCCCUCUAUCGGCAGCGGCUAGAGGUCAUCACUGUAAGUGAAUCCCUCCAGGGCACAUGCCCACGCCCUAGGCAUCCUAACCUUGUCCACCCCUCCCCUCACCUCCCCAUUCCCCGGAGCAGUGCCCUCUGUCCCCAACCUGCUGGGGCACCCAACCUCUCCUUGGGGUGGGGAAGCCCCAUGACCAGUCCCACAUCUUCCCCCGCCCAGAGGAAGUCACUCCGGGAGCGCUGGCUGAUGGAUGGGGCGGCGGAAGAACAAGACCGGCCCAAGGACCCUGCCUCGCAGGAUUCCCAAUCGCCUGAGGGCCAGGCCCAGGCCCGUAUCCAAAACCUGGAAGACAGCUUGUUCACACUCCAGUCCCAGCUGCAGCUGCUGCAGAGUGCGUCCACAGGUGCCCAGCGCAAGCCUUCCUGGCGCAGACAGGGUCACCGUCCUCUCUCCCAGCCAGCUCUGGAGGCAGAUCCAGCAGAUGCGGCAGAUGCAGAUAAGAGAGCCUCCUUGCCACCUUCACUGGCCGGCAUGUCCCCGGAGUCCCCUUCCGAGCCCAGCGAGGAGGCUGCCUUGAGGCAGGCCCCUGGGGUGACGGGCCCCUCUUCAGAAGCCAAUGGCCCCUGCCCUGGGCCCAGCCCUCCUUUGGAAGGAGCAGCAGUGGCUGAGAGGGGGGUGGAUGAAGCCAAAGGAGGUGGUGUAGUGGAGGUGGUGUGGGAGGGGCUGAGAGCCACAGAGGACUGUGCUGCAGGGGCCACCGGCCCAGAGCUGGAGGCAAAGGUGGAGGAGGUAGUGCUGGCGGCCAUUGGGGACAGGCAGGUGGCCGGCAGCCCAGAGCUCCCGUUGUGGGUGAAGGAGGACAGGGAGAUUGUGGAGGUGGUCUGGGAAGGGGUAGGGGGCAUGGAAGGCAGCAACUCAGAGCACACAGGGGCGGGAGGCUCAGGCCAGGAGGCCGCACCAAGGCUCCAGGAGCAGCUUCCGGAAACAGUUUCUAGAAAAGGGUCAGAGGCUUGUAGGGGCAGCCCCGAGGGCAACGGGCAGGGGGGCUCUGGAGGGGAGGAGGGGUCUUUCAUCUGGGUGGAGAGAGUGGCCCUCAGUGAGGAGUGGGAGGAGCUUCUGGUGGAGGGCCUGGAGGGGCCCGUGGGCAGGCAGGCAGGAGAUGGGGGUCUGCUGGGAUCAGAGAAGGGAGGCAGUGAGGAGACCUGGGAAGUGGAGAGGAGGAGAGCCGAAGAGCCCCAGGGGUUAGAGGAGCCGGGAGCUGAGAGGGACGGAGCUGAGGAAUCCCCCGGAGUAGAGCAACAAGGGGAUGAGGGAGAGGCAGGAACAGAAAGGAGCGGAGCUGAGGGGUCUCCGAAGACAGAGGAAGCAGGAAGGGAGGAGCAGCCAGGGGCCAAGAAGAGAGCUGAGGACGCACGGGAAGGGGAGAUCGCAGAAGCUGGAGGAUCGCCGAGAGCAGAAGAAAGUGGUGAGGAACAGCCAGGGGCCGAGGAGAAGGAAGAGGAGGCCCUGGAAGACAAGAAGGCAGGAGGGGAGGUGCAGCCGGGGGCUGAGCAGAGAGUGGAGGAACCAGGGGAAGUCCAGCAAACCUCAGCGGGUGGGGAUGCACGAGAGGAAGAGGGCAAAGGGGGUGAGGAGGUGGGGCAAAGAGGUGAAGCCCCACUGGAGGCAGAGAAGACCCAGGGGGCUGAGGAAGGUCUGAACGCAGAAGAGUCAGCAGCGUCCGAGGGCGCCAAGGCACCCGAGGCAGAGGAGGUGGGUGAGGCAGGUGCUCCCCAGGAGGCCAAGGAAGAGCUGCAGCCCGGGGAAAAGCAGGAAGGCCCCCCAGAGGAGGAAGCAGCAAACCCCCAAACCUCCGCUGAGGACCAGGGCCCUGCGGCAGAUGCCACGCCCCUCCAGGCUGAGACCACCCCCUCGGAGCAGCCCUCCGAGCGCCAGCCUCUGCUUCCGGUGGAGGGGCCCAGCGCCAACACCACCACCACCACCACCACCACCACGGCCCACCCCGCGCCCACCUAUGCCCCGGCCCGGCAGCCUGAGCCACCUGCCCCCACCGAGGGGGAAGAGGCGGCUGGCUCUAAGCAAAAGACGUGCCAGUGCUGUGCGGUUAUGUGAGGCCGCAGCCCGCCUCACCCAGCUCCUCUCUCAGCUACCUCGGCCUCUUGGCAACCAGCAGAGGGUCCCCGGCACAGACAGGGCACCGCGGGACUUGGCCCUGGCCCCUCCACCUCCACCUGGGUUUCCGGACCCCCUGGCCUGCCGCCUGUGCCCCUGGCCGCCUUCUGCAACAAAGCCUUUAUACUUGAAAAUAAAACGUUCAACCACCCG
Messenger RNA from Echinops telfairi (small Madagascar hedgehog), 2496 nucleotides. RefSeq names its product paralemmin 3 (gene PALM3). Gene Ontology annotation, biological process: Toll signaling pathway; response to lipopolysaccharide; negative regulation of cytokine-mediated signaling pathway. NCBI's taxonomy places the organism in Eukaryota, Metazoa, Chordata, Mammalia, Afrosoricida, Tenrecidae. The record is from RefSeq and is a predicted model, not a curated record. The transcript is spliced from 6 exons. The coding region runs from base 124 to 2283 and encodes 719 amino acids.